Molecule: messenger RNA, 3165 nt
Organism: Anarrhichthys ocellatus (wolf-eel)
Lineage: Eukaryota; Metazoa; Chordata; Actinopteri; Perciformes; Anarhichadidae
Gene: pik3r1
Product: phosphoinositide-3-kinase, regulatory subunit 1 (alpha)
Exons: 15
Coding region: 507-2693 (728 amino acids)
Biological process (GO): insulin receptor signaling pathway; phosphatidylinositol phosphate biosynthetic process
Cellular component (GO): phosphatidylinositol 3-kinase complex
Molecular function (GO): 1-phosphatidylinositol-3-kinase regulator activity; protein binding
Source: RefSeq, a predicted model, not a curated record
GGAAACCGUGCCGUUAUGUCGACAGGCUGAGUGGGUUAAAACAGUUCGUUCUGCACGUUAAACCCAAGUUUUAAACGCAAGUGGAUGUUUUUUUCUUUCACCGGUCCUGUAGAGGGCAUGUUUAGGGUUUUGUUUUAUUUGAAAGUACCCGCAAAACUCUGAAGUUUAACGAAGUGGAAGCGUUAAAGAGGACUCGUUGGAUUCGCCCUGUGGAUCCAUGCACACUCGGUCUGGAUAGCAUUCUCAAGACUGCGAGCUGCAGGCCAUCUUCUGAUGGGUACACACUGAGGCAACGCACCGAGAGAACCGCAAAUCAUUCACAAGAGACAGGAACUGUGAAAGAAUGAAGACGAGCUAGAUAGUGUGGUCUCUCUCAGAGCUGCAGGAGGUUUUCUUGGAAGUAUACAAGUGCAUUUGAACUAGCAAAUGGACUCAAAACAUAGUCGGAGAACCCUGAAAAGUUACUUUGCUUAUUGAAUCUUCUGAAAAGCACAAAGGUGAUCAAUAUGAGUGCUGAAGGAUAUCAGUACAGAGCGCUGUAUGACUACAAGAAGGAGAGGGAGGAGGACAUUAACCUGCAUGUGGGGGAUAUACUGUUGGUGAGUAAAGGAGCGCUGGUGGCUCUCGGGUACACCGAUGGGCUGGAACAGAGGCCAGAUGAGAUCGGCUGGCUACCAGGCUUCAAUGAAACCACUCAGGAGAAAGGCGACUUCCCCGGGACGUACGUUGAGUUCAUUGGAAAGAAGAGGAUGUCCCCCCCCACGCCCAAGCCAAGGCCCCUCAGACCCUUACCUGUAGCUCCAGGUGGCUCCAGGGGGGAGAACGACUCGGACUCGGAGCAAGGCUUCUAUCUGCUGGACUUGACGGAGCAGUUUUCCCUCCCGGAGACCAGUCCACCCAUGCUGGCCAGCCUGCUGGAAGCCAUCGAGAGGAAAGGUCUGGAAAACCCCACUUUAUAUCGAACAUUUACUGCUGGCGGUGGACUUGAAGUCAGACAGUAUUUUGAAUGUGACCCUCCCUCACCAGACCUGGAUCAGGUGGAACUUCUCGUCCUGUGUGAUGGUCUGCGCAGGUACCUGCAGGAUCUCCCGCAGCCCGUCAUCCCCACUGCAAUAUAUACUCAGAUGGUCCACACUGCCAAAGAGGUGGGGAAUCCUGAGGAAUGUGCCAAGCUACUACGUCGCAUCGGCAGCACCCCGAGCCUGCCUCCCCAAUACUGGCUAUCCCUCCACUGUCUGCUAAGGCAUUUCUCGAGAGUGUGCCAAAACGGCUCCAAGAACCUGCUCAGUGCCAGAGCCCUGGGCGAGAUCUUCAGCCCCGUGCUCUUCAGACAGCAGGCCACCAGUUGUGAACCCAGCUUGGAUGCUCACAUCAAGAUCAUUGAGGUUCUGGUGACGAGCGAAUGGAGUGAAAGUCAGGCAGCUCCAGCUCUACCUCCAAAGCCACCCAAGCCCACACCUGUGACUAACAACGGUAUGAACAACAACAUGGCGCUGCAAGACGCCGAAUGGUACUGGGGAGACAUCUCAAGGGAGGAGGUCAACGAGAAGCUGAGGGACACCGCGGACGGUACUUUUCUGGUGCGAGACGCCUCCACAAAGAUGCACGGAGACUACACUCUGACUCUGAGGAAAGGAGGAAACAACAAGCUCAUUAAAAUAUUCCAUCGGGAUGGGAAGUACGGCUUCUCAGACCCGCUGACCUUCAGCUCAGUCGUUGAGCUCAUCAACCACUAUCGCAACGAGUCUCUGGCUCAGUACAACCCCAAGCUAGACGUCAAGCUGCUGUAUCCCGUCUCCAAACACCAGCAGGAUCAGGUGGUGAAAGAAGACAACAUAGAAGCUGUCGGGAGGAAGCUCUGCGAGUACCACCAGCAGUACCAGGAGAAGAACAAAGAGUACGACCGUCUGUACGAGGAACACACCAGAACGUCACAAGAAAUCCAAAUGAAGAGGACAGCCAUCGAGGCUUUUAAUGAAACCAUCAAGAUAUUUGAGGAGCAAUGCCAAACACAAGAGCGGUACAGCAAGGAGUAUAUCGAGAAGUUCAGGAGAGAAGGCAACGACAAGGAGAUCCAGAGGAUUAUGGGCAACUACGAGAAGUUGAAGUCCCGGAUUAGUGAAAUCGUAGACAGCAAGCGCAGACUGGAGGAAGACCUGAAGAAACAGGCGGCAGACUACAGAGAGAUCGACAAGAGGAUGAACAGCAUCAAGCCAGACCUCAUCCAGCUCCGCAAGACCAGAGACCAGUACCUCAUGUGGUUGACCCAGAAGGGAGUCAGACAGAAGAAACUCAACGAGUGGCUCGGAAUCAAGAACGAGAACACAGAAGAUCAAUAUUCUAUGGUGGACGAUGACGAAGACCUUCCUCAUCACGACGAGCGGGCCUGGAAACUGGGCAACAUCAAUCGACUGCAGGCGGAGGCUCUCCUCCAGGGCAAGAGAGACGGAACAUUCCUGGUUCGAGACAGCAGCAAAGCGGGAUGCUACGCCUGCAGCGUUGUUGUGGAAGGCGAGGUGAAGCACUGCGUCAUCAAUAAGACCCCCUCAGGUUUCGGCUUCGCCGAGCCGUACAACCUGUACAGCUCACUGAAAGAACUCGUACUUCACUACCAGCACACGUCUUUGGUCCAGCACAAUGACUCUCUCAAUGUGACGCUAGCGUACCCGGUGUACACCCAGCAGAGACGGUGAGGACCCGGAUGUUUCCACAUGGACACAAAGAAAAGGCCUCAUGAUGAGUUAAGGAUACCUUUCCUCGGACUCCAUGAUUUAUAACAAAAGAAAACGGCUCCGUUUGCCUAACUCAGACUUGAAAAUCGGAGGAAAAAGACGCAAUGAAGCCUGAAACAUUUCAGUGACUUUGCCCGACCAGGAGCCCGAGGCGAGUCUGAAUGUAGAUUUAUUUCCCUCUCGCUUUUUGUUGGAGCACAGAAUCAAGCGGAAACUGCUGAACUCUGCCGCAGUGGAGGACCUUUGAGGCCUUUUUCUUAACGGUGCUCGUUUAUUUUUCAAAGCUUUACCGGCCGGGGAAUGUCUAAUCGCAACCGAUAAACUCUUCUAACGGAACUGUACUCACCGGCCACAACGCUGUUUUCUUUCCACUUUUUUGUUUUCUUCCCAUCUGUGUGUGUGUCUGUUUCUGCACAAGUGUUUCUGUGUGUGA